AUGACGGGAGCACAGUUUUCCUCUCCGGGAGGAGUCAAGUACUGCUGCCUAAAGACCUUGAACCCGUACGUGGUUCGCUGGUGCCUCAAAGUGCGCGUCGUGGAGCGCACGGACUUGAUCUCCACCAAGAAUGCGCGGCAAUUCUUUACUGCCGAUUUAAAGGACGCCUCGGGCGAAGUGAUUCGCGCGGUCUUUUGGGGCGACGCGGCGGAACAGUGGAGCCCAGUCCUCAAGCAAGGCAAAGUUUACCAGAUGAGCAAGGGCCGUGUGCAAGUGGCGAACAAGCGGUUCAACACGGUGGGGCACCAGUACGAGUUGGUGUUUUACAGAGACUCAGAAAUCGUGGAAGUUCCGGACGAAGGCGACAUUUCAACUGCUCGAAAGUUGAAGGCGCUGAUGAGCCUGCGCGACAUUGCAGAGUCCAAACGCGAGGUACCUUUCUUCGCCGACGUCCUCGUGGUCGUGGUCGAGUCCCAGCCGAUCACCUCCGUGGUCUCAAAGAAGACAGGCGAGGAGUUCAAACGCCGGAAUGUGAAAGUUGUUGAUCGCUCUCAGUACGAAAUGGAAAUCUCUCUCUGGGGCAAUCAGGUCGAUGCUCUCGAAGGCGUUUCCCUUCCUCGCGUGGUUGCCUUCACUGGGCUGCAAGUGCGCGAGUGGCAAGGCGGCCGCCAGGCGUCGACGGGAAAGGGCAGCGAAAUCCUCACCUCUCUGCAGGCGUUUGCCGGAGCCGAAAAAGACUCUCAAAGCCUCCUGCAGUGGUACAAGGAGAACAGCGGCACGAUUCGCUUUGCCUCGAUGUCGCGUAGUGGCCCAGGCGACCUUGGAGCAGCAGGUUCCCUUGAAAAGAGACGUGUGGAGGAAAAGUGCAUCGACGAAAUCAAGCAGAAGACUGACGGGGCGUUUAGUUUCAUUGGUCAGAUUCGCCGGGUGUAUUGGAGAGCGCGCAGACGAGGCGACGAAGACCGGGAUCGACCGAUGGGAGGCAGCCAGGGCGCUCCGGAUCCCCAACAGGCUGUCAUCAUGUACCCCGCAUGCAGUUCUUGUCGAAAGAAGCUGGUGGAAAACGGCGAGGGCGACUACACGUGCUACGCCUGCGACAAAUCGCACGCUCAGGCAGACUGGCGUUACAUGCUGAUGGUCAACUUUGUUGACCACACGAGCAACGUGGCGGUCCGGUGUUUCGCUGAUCAAGCCGAAGAGCUGCUCGGAGUCCCUGCCAACGAACUCCAGACCUGGCCGCUCAAGGACAAGGAGAAACUCAUGGACUGUCUCCUUCCGCUCGAUGUCUACUUCCGCGUCGUGAUUCGUGCCCGUGUGGAAACCUACAACGGCGAAGAGCGCGUUCAGCGAACAGCCAUCAAAAUCGAGAAGCUCUCGCCGGUUGAGGCAGCGCGGCGUCUUGUAACAAUGACGAAGGAGCUACUGGCCCAAGCAAGUCCAAAAGCCAAGGACGAGAUCUCCCGCAAACGCCCGGACGCGCUGAUGAGCGGAGACGAGGGAUACAGUGACGAGAACGCACCUCCAAACACUUACGUUGAGGCGGCCUAA
This is a messenger RNA of Neospora caninum, 1548 nucleotides long. Its product is annotated as replication factor-A C terminal domain-containing protein. NCBI's taxonomy places the organism in Eukaryota, Apicomplexa, Conoidasida, Eucoccidiorida, Sarcocystidae. Gene Ontology annotation, molecular function: nucleic acid binding. The record is from RefSeq and is a predicted model, not a curated record. Bases 1 to 1548 code for a protein of 515 amino acids. The transcript is spliced from 14 exons.